AUAAAGAUAUCUAUUGUGACGUUAUCAGUAAACAAAGUCUUUAACAUAUUUGGCCCCCUUGUUAAGAUACUAAAGUUCAAAAUAUUAUCAAAUUACCUCAUAGCGAUAAACAAACUGACUAUAAUAGGCAUUCAAUGCAGUUUUAUUUGUUAAUUUGAAGGUAAAAGUUGUGCUGUGCGUGUACAUUCUACCUGCAACCGUCGAAAUGACUACCUCUUGGAACUAUCCUGAUGCUGCACUCAGAGCUGAACUCAAGAAGAUCGCUGAUGCUAUCACCGCUCCUGGAAAAGGUAUCUUAGCUGCCGACGAAUCUACCGCUACCGUAGGCAAGCGUUUCGCUGACAUCGGAGUUGAAAACAACGAAGAAAACCGUCGUAAAUACAGACAACUUCUUUUCACCACCGAUCCAGCCAUUGGACAAUACAUUUCUGGUGUAAUUUUGUUCCACGAAAGUUUAUACCAAAAAGCCGAUGAUGGUACUCCAUUCCCAGAACUUCUUAAACAGAGAGGAAUCAUUCCCGGCAUUAAAGUCGACUCUGGUGUAGUACCUCUCUUCGGCAGCAAUGACGAAUGCACCACACAAGGUUUGGACGAUUUGGCCAAGCGUUGCGCCCAAUACAAAAAAGAUGGUUGCCACUUCGCUAAAUGGCGUUGUGUGUUGAAGAUCAGUGCACAGACACCUUCCAUCCAAUCACUCAUUGAAAAUGCCAACGUACUGGCUCGUUAUGCGUCCAUCUGCCAGGCCAACAGAAUCGUACCCAUCGUGGAACCUGAAAUCUUACCUGACGGUGGACACGACCUUCUCACCUGUCAGAAGACAACAGAAACAGUAUUGGCAUACGUCUACAAAGCUCUUGCUGAUCACAACGUCUACCUCGAAGGAACUCUCUUGAAACCCAACAUGGUUACAGCAGGUCAAUCCUCUGCAAACAAAGCCACACCAGCACAAGUAGCAGAAGCCACAGUAACCGCUUUACAACGCAGAUUGCCCCCUGCAGUUCCCGGUGUCACCUUCUUGUCUGGAGGACAAUCCGAAGAAGAAGCUACCGUCAACUUAAACGCCAUCAACCAAUUCCCAGGAAAGAGACCGUGGGCGCUAACUUUCAGUUAUGGACGUGCCCUUCAAGCUUCCGUUCUCCGCGCCUGGGGAGGAAAAGACGAAAACGUCAAAGCUGGACAAGAAGAAUUGAUGAAACGUGCGAAGGCUAACAGCGAAGCUUCCCUUGGAAAAUACGUAGCUGGUAGUGUGUCAGGAAAAGCUGGAGAUGCAGGUCUCUUCAUCAAAGAUCACGCCUAUUAAGCAAAUCCUCACAAAUUUGUUGUGAAUGUAACGUUAUUAGUGAAAAACAUGUUUUAGAUCUACAUUGAACAAACCCAAAUUCAUAAAGUCUGUUAUAUAUAUUUUAUCUGUUAUCGUGUAUAUACAAUUUUGUUUAGAAAUUUAUACAAUAUUUAUUGUGGACUAUUAUUUAUAGGUACACGUCGUGAUUGUACUUUAUUUUAUGAAUCAAUUGUUAAUUUCUUAGAACAUCUAUUUGUGGAAGUGAAAUUGAAAAAUAAUAAAUAAUAAAUGUCUUA
Messenger RNA from Diabrotica virgifera virgifera (western corn rootworm), 1578 nucleotides. RefSeq names its product fructose-bisphosphate aldolase-like. NCBI's taxonomy places the organism in Eukaryota, Metazoa, Arthropoda, Insecta, Coleoptera, Chrysomelidae. Gene Ontology annotation, cellular component: cytosol. The record is from RefSeq and is a predicted model, not a curated record. The coding region runs from base 206 to 1300 and encodes 364 amino acids. The transcript has 7 exons. Gene Ontology annotation, biological process: glycolytic process; fructose 1,6-bisphosphate metabolic process. Gene Ontology annotation, molecular function: fructose-bisphosphate aldolase activity.